AGAAAUCUUGUUGGCUUUUCCACUCAUUAGGUUCUUCUGGUUGGGCUCAGACCUGCCGUGAGAAGCCUGUAAAUCUGAAAAUGAACCCCACGGGUAUAGCAGACAACACCCUGGAUGAAAGCAUCUAUAACAAUUAUUAUCUUGAUGAAAGCAUCCCCAAACCUUGCACCAAGGAAGGUAUCAAGGCAUUUGGGGAGCUCUUCCUGCCCCCCCUCUACUCCUUGGUCUUUCUGUUUGGUCUGCUUGGAAAUUCUGUGGUGGUUCUGGUCCUGUUCAAGUACAAGCGGCUCAAGUCCAUGACCGACGUGUACCUGCUCAACCUUGCCAUCUCGGACCUGCUCUUUGUGCUCUCGCUCCCUUUCUGGGGCUACUAUGCCGCAGACCAGUGGGUGUUCGGGCUCGGCCUCUGCAAGCUAGUUUCCUGGAUGUACCUGGUGGGCUUCUACAGUGGCAUAUUCUUCAUCACACUCAUGAGCAUCGACAGGUACCUGGCCAUUGUGCACGCGGUCUUCUCCCUGAGAGCAAGGACCUUGACUUACGGGGUCAUCACCAGCGUGGCCACGUGGGCAGUGGCUGUGCUCGCCUCCCUCCCAGGCCUUGUGUUCAGCACGUGUUAUACUGAGCACAACCACACCUACUGCAAAACCAAGUAUUCUUUCAACUCCACGAGGUGGAAGGUUCUGAGCUCCCUGGAGAUCAACGUUCUAGGGCUGGUGAUCCCCUUGGGGAUCAUGCUGUUCUGCUACUCCAUGAUCAUUAGGACCUUGCAGCAUUGCAAAAAUGAGAAGAAGAACAAGGCAGUGAAGAUGAUCUUUGCCGUGGUGGUCCUCUUCCUGGGGUUCUGGACCCCUUACAACGUGGUGCUCUUCCUGGACACCCUGGUGGAGCUGGAGGUCCUUCAAGACUGCACCUUUGAGAGGCACCUAGACUAUGCCAUUCAGGCCACAGAGACAUUGGCUUUUGUUCACUGCUGCCUUAAUCCGGUCAUCUACUUUUUCCUGGGGCAGAAAUUUCGCAAGUACAUCGUACAGCUCUUCAAAACCUGCCGGGGCACUUUGGUGCUCUGCCAGUACUGUAGGUUCCUCCCGAUUUACCCCGACACCCCCAGCUCAUCUUACACACAGUCCACGGUGGACCACGAUCUCCACGAUGCUCUGUAA
This is a messenger RNA of Globicephala melas (long-finned pilot whale), 1160 nucleotides long. RefSeq names its product C-C motif chemokine receptor 4 (gene CCR4). The record is from RefSeq and is a predicted model, not a curated record. Gene Ontology annotation, cellular component: external side of plasma membrane; membrane. Gene Ontology annotation, biological process: G protein-coupled receptor signaling pathway; cell chemotaxis; positive regulation of cytosolic calcium ion concentration. Gene Ontology annotation, molecular function: C-C chemokine binding; C-C chemokine receptor activity. Lineage: Eukaryota; Metazoa; Chordata; Mammalia; Artiodactyla; Delphinidae.